GCGGCCGUGCGAGGUUCGUUUGAGGUUAGGCUCGUCCUUUCUCCCCUUUCGCCCCGCGCGCGCGCGCGUGUCUCUUCGAACGUCUUUUUUUUUUCCCUUCCCCCGGGGAUAUCUUCCGCGCGAUCCGGAAUCCGAAUUCCGUCGACUUCCAAUCGACGAGCUAUACAACGUCGUCCGUAAAACUCGCGACGCGUCACGUGGCCCCCAUCGCUCGCCUCGUCCGCGUUCCACUUGGCGCGGACCGAGGGAGGAGGACGUGUGCGCACUUAUUACGCGCUUUCGGCACGUAGGGUCGAGAGAGAUAAAGAGAGCCUAGUGGAUCAUCGACAUCAUCAUCAACAUCAACAUCGUCGUCGUUAUCAUCAUCCAUCUCCGGCGACCGGCUGAAUCUUGGCAGAAGAGAGAGAGAUAGAGAGAGUGUCGCGCCCCUGCAUAUCGAUACAGAUGACAAAGAUGCAACAGCAGCCGGUGCAGGCAACAGCGGCGGAGAUCAUGCACGAGGAGAGAAUAUUGGAGGCGAUCGAUCAGCUGCGUCGACGUAAAGCCCGCCCCGAUGCCGAUCGCAUCUGCAAUUAUCUCCUGCGUAAUUUCUCGGUGGACGCGCGCGACACGAUCGCCGAUCUCCAUCGGCUGAUCGAGGUCGAGAAGGUGAUCCAGGUCGAUUACAAGGGCAACACGAGCUAUCGCAAUGCAAAGAAGUGGUCGCGCCUGCAGCUGUUUAAGAAUCGCCCGGAGGGCUUCCUCAAGGAGAAGCUCAACUCGAGUAUGGUGUCGAGCGCGGUGGCCGAGCUCGUCGUCGAGGAGCCAGAUUAUCUCGAUCAGGGCGUACCGGCCGGUCGUCUGAUAGAGCAGCUGCUCGACGGUGUAUCGAGCCCGACGUCGCGCCGCGUCGUCGAGGAGUUCCUCGGCCGGGAGGUGGCCAGCGGUAAUCUCGCCCGGCUGUCAAAUGGCAAUUACUCGCUGGUCGCGACAUCCGACAUGACGGACGCCGCGACGCCGUCGCGACGCAGCGGAGGGGACUUGCAGCCGUCCUCCUCCUCCUCCUCCUCCUCUUCGUCCUCCUCCUCCUCCUCCGUUACCUGCGCCCUGGAGAACGGCAACGCGACGACGCAACGACGCGUCGGUAAGGCAACGACGCAGAGUAACGGCACCGUCAGCAAUGUCACCGUUAGCAGCACCAACGCCAACAGCAAUGGUUUAACGACGACAUCAACGAUAACAACAACAGCGACGACGACGACGACGACAUCGUCCGCGGCAGCGGAACUUUACGAAUUUAACGAGACGGAUAACCUCAGCGACACCACGUCGGGGUCGUCGCGAUCGUCCUCGCGACAGGCCAGUCACAGCCCGAAACUGGAUCAACAGGAUUGCAUCAAGAAGGAAGAAGGAUAUGAUAUCGUGGAUAAUAAGAACGAUGCCGAGCAUGGCGGUACCGCGUCGUCGCCGCCGUCUGUCGAGCUGUCAUGUAACGGCGAUGACAGUAAACAGCUGGGCGGCUCGCCGGAGGUAGCGGCGGUGUCGUCGACGACGUUCGUGGAGAACGACGUCGUGAAGGAGGAGCCGAGGGGCAACAACGACAUUCAAAAAGCGGCGCCUAACCUGAAAAGAGCCGCCAAGGCUGAGCGCAAGCAGCGUCUCUUCGCGAGGACGGAUGAUCGGAUAGAUAUCGAGAUCAAGUUCGAGGAUUAUCAGGCGGGUAAGGAGGAGUCGGAGAAGCGAGACGAGACAGGCAGGCGUUCGAGCGAGGAUCGCGAGGACGAGGACGCCGGCAGGAGUUCGUCCACGAACACCUCCCCGACUCCGUCCAAUGUGACCGGUGGAUUUCGUAGCGCGAGGAGAAAGAGAGCCAGAAAAGUAUUUGAUCCUUCUGACAACAAUCUGGUGAAGCGCAAACGUGGUAGACAGCCAGGAAGUCAUAACAAAAAUUCCAUAUUGCAAGAUUCUCAGGAUUCUACCAAGACGAAUGUCAAAGAUGGACCGUGCAGGCAGUGUAGUCUUUGUGCGAAGGAAAAACAGGAAGCUCUCGUAGCUUGUAGGGACUGCACAGUACGAGCACAUCCGAGUUGCAUUUACAGUCCGGAGGAGAUGCUUCAAAAGGUCAAUAGUAAUUGGCAAUGCGAGCGCUGUAAAACUUGUACCGUGUGUUGUGAGACGUCUGAUGCUGGGCCUCUAGUGACUUGUUUUAGCUGCGACGAUGCCUAUCACUAUUUUUGUCAUUCGUCACGCGUCACAAUAUCAAAAUCGAGUUCCAAAUGGUACUGCAAUGAAUGCGCGCAAAAGCAACAGUGCAAAGUGAACGACAGCCAAAACACUAAUUUGAUAAAUGGAACGAGUAGGCCGGAUAGCCCGUCCAAUGCGCCAAUCUUGCCACCGGUUCUGAGCCCGCAGGUCUCUCCUACCAGAGGUUCCUGUGAACAAAUGGAAGAAGAUGGCCCCAAAGGACCCAUCGAUCCAAAUAUUCCUGACGCGAGGUGUUGGACCUCCGAUCAAGUGUACCAAUAUUUCGCUAGAUUGUUUCCCAAAGAAGCUGAAGUCUUUCGGCAGCAGGAGAUAGACGGCCAUGCGCUUUUAAUGAUGAGUCGAAAAGAUGUACUAUGUGGACUGAAUUUACUAUUGGGACCCGCCUUGAAGAUUUAUCGACACGUGUUGAAACUUCAAUUUCGCAGAGACGAUCCGGAACUUUAUUGGCAAUAAUACAAACAGUCUUGUAUCAACUCGAUCUUUAUUAUGUUGUAUGCGAUCUAUAAUUUAAAAGAUUUAAUCUGUACUUUAUACAAUUAAAUCUGAUAGAUUAGGAUUGCGAUAAUUCUCUAGUUUCUAGGCGCAAUCUACAUUGUAUAUAUGAAUUAUAUGUGUGAUACAUUGCUAAAGAUCUCUCUUGCGAAUAUUGAGGACAUCCCAUGCCAUAUUCGCGCUUCUAAAAAUGCAGCUGAAGCGGGCUUUGUUUAUUGUUGAGUUCCGCAUGAUAUUGAAAAGAUAUGCCGAUAUACAUGCUAAAGUACAUAGAGACGAUCACGAAUUCUACUGGCAAUAACAUAGACGAUGUUUAGCAUGAAAUCGAUCUUCGCGGCAUUGUAUAUGUGAUUUAUAUUGUACAAAUUAAGCCUUCUUACAGAUUAAGAUCGCGACAUAAUUCUAGAGACGGUUCACAUUUGUACAUAUGAGAUAUAUCGCUAAAGAUCUCACGCGAAUGAUCUGUCAUAAGCCAAGUAUCGAUUUGUAAAUGUAUGUACACGCGCGAUUAUAUAUACUUAAUGUACAUACAUUCCGCCUUUUUCAAGCGGUGUUUUAUAAAAAAGGAACAGAUAUUUUCUAUCCCCGAACUGUUACUUGUUAAUGUUAAAUUUACGUCUAUAUUGAGAAUUCUAGAUGCUGUUUGUUCGGAUGAAAACAGUUGGACAUGUAAAACGAAAAAAGAGAGAAAUUGCUGACUGAUUUUACACGAUUUUGUGUCACAUAACAAACUUAUAUUUUAUUUCCAGGUUUUACAUAUAUGAGAAUAACACAUACUUAUUUGUAGAAUAUGUAGCAUAAGAUACUCUACUCUCAAGGAACAUGAUACUUUGGUUUUACAUGUACUUUUCUAUUAUGCAAUAAAUAUUUUGAUAUUUAUAAA
Cataglyphis hispanica is the source of this 3619-nucleotide messenger RNA. It is a transcript of the gene Lint-O, whose product is annotated as serine-rich adhesin for platelets. The record is from RefSeq and is a predicted model, not a curated record. NCBI's taxonomy places the organism in Eukaryota, Metazoa, Arthropoda, Insecta, Hymenoptera, Formicidae. The coding region runs from base 445 to 2697 and encodes 750 amino acids. The transcript is spliced from 6 exons. Gene Ontology annotation, molecular function: DNA binding.